Molecule: messenger RNA, 4004 nt
Organism: Lolium rigidum
Lineage: Eukaryota; Viridiplantae; Streptophyta; Magnoliopsida; Poales; Poaceae
Exons: 1
Coding region: 1-3711 (1236 amino acids)
Cellular component (GO): nucleus
Molecular function (GO): histone methyltransferase activity; protein binding; zinc ion binding
Source: RefSeq, a predicted model, not a curated record
AUGUUCCACUUCCACGCCGCGCGCCCGCCGAGGCCCACGUCCGCGGCCGUCCGCGCCUUUCCACAGCCCUGCGGGCGCACGGCCGCGCUUCCUCGCCCUCGCCCUCUCCCGCCGCCUCCUCCACCUCCACGCGCCGCGGGCGGGACCGCCGUGCGGGCGCGCGGCGAGGCGGAACCGCCCCGUGGCCCAACCCAAGCCCAGGAACAAGCGGCGGCGGGCGGGAAUGCUUUGGCCGGGGACGGCGCGGGGAGGGGAAGCGGAGUCGGUGAACCUGACAGGAAAAGGGAGCUGUUAUUCGCCCCGUACCCGCCGCCCAAGCGAAGGGCCGUCUCCGCCAAGCGGCAGUUCCCGCCUGGCUGCGGGAGGGACGCGCCGUCUCUGGUCGACGACGGGGCGCGGCUUGGAGCCCCACUUGCCGCUCCUGAUUUCAGUGCUACUGUACCGGAGCAGGCGUCCGUUUCUCGGCCUGAGGGCACCGGUGACGGUGAGGAGGGUUGCUUGCGGCUGGAACCAGCGCCUGCAGGUGCCAAUGCUGGUUUUGGUGUCCCGGGGAAGGUGACGGCUGCAGACGGUGUCGGUGCCCCAGUGUCUUCCUCAGAUGGGGUACAGGGAGUUGCCGGAUUGGUGGUCAAAGACAGGGAGAUACCAACAGCAGGGAACGGUGGCUUGCGGCUGGAAGCUCCGCCUCCCAAUGCUGGUCUGGGAGGUGCGCCGGGGAAGGCGAUGGCUGCACAUGCUGCUGCUCCGGUGCCAAAUGGGUGUCAUCAUGGUCCAGAGCCUGCGGCGGUGACAUCUUCAGGCGAGGCACAGGGAGUUGCUGGUUUUGUGGCGAAGGACAUGGGAAGAACAGCUGGAAGUGCUGAAUUGGGGAUGAAGGAGUUGAUGCCGGUCGUCGUGCGGCCGCCGCCGAAGCGGAGGACGGUAUCUGCCGUUCGCCGCUUCCCUCCUGGCUGCGGAAGGAACGUGGGGCUGGUUCCACUUGCUAGCACAGGAACCAGUGAGGUUGCUUUGCAGCUGGAAGCCCUGCCUGCUGAUGCUGGUUUGAGUGCAGUUGCUGCUAACGGUGGUCGUUCGGAUGCGUGUGCCGUGGACACGGUGGAAGCUGUGAGCAAGAAUGCUUUGGGUGGAUCAGUUGAGGUACAAGAACAGGAGGAUGGUGAGAUUCCUACAGAAGAUUAUGCUGAGAUUCCUGCAGAAACUGACCAUGCCCUCCUCCAAGAGUCUCAUGUUACUCUCAACAAGGACCUGCAUGAGCUUACAGCUGGUAGACGUGAAUCUGCUGCUCCGCCAGUCGCAGCUGUGAAACCUUCUAUACGCCAUUCUUCCAGUGAGAAGCUCCAUGAGAAUAUGCUGCAGCGAAGCGCCAAGACUGUAUCCUGGGCAGUCGCUGAAGAUGCCAAUGUGAUGAACAAGUGUGAAGCCAGCUCACCCAAGGUUGCCACUAAACCUUCUGCUCAAGCUCCUCCCAAAGAGUAUCAACUUAAAGCUGGUAGACACGAGUGUGCUGUUCCUCCGGUUGUUGCCGCCAAACCUUCUAUGGGGAAGUUUUCUGAUGAGAAGAUCCACGGAAACAUGCCGCAGAGCAAGGGGAAGGCUGUAUCGUGGGCAGUUGCUGAAGAUGUUAAGGUGAUGAACAAGUCUCAAGCCAGCUCACCCAAGGUUGCCAGUAAAGCUUCUGCUGAGGGUCCUCCAAAUGAAUGUCUUCAGGACAAGGAAGUGUCUGGAAGUUGUAGCAUGAAAGGGGCGUCUUCUCUUGUGGCAGCAGGGGUACAAGGCCAAGGUAUCAUGAGAAGUAAGGUGACAUUCACGGCUAGAAAAACAGUUCCGUUACCUGUUGAAGCAAAUCAUAAGCCCAGUCUGGUUAAUCUGGAUAGACCCUAUUCUACGGGCAAGGAGACAGAGUCUGUUACCACUGUGAAGGAAUCCUUUGCCCCCAGGAAGAAGUUGAAGGUAAUAGGUCCAGCUCAAAAUAAAUAUUUUCCCGUGAAUGUCGCCCCUACAUCGGCAUUGCCUAGCAAGGUGAAAUUGAAGGACAAAGAGGCUUCCGCCUUGGAUGGUGAUGAUGGAAUUUGGAAGGCAAUUGGUGGUAAUGAAGGAAAGCUUAAGAUGUACCUCAGUGGCCCCUCAUGUGUUCCAUCAAUACGGCGUCACGUGCAACAUGGUGGCCAGUCUGCUGAUGCUCGGAGCAAAGUCAAGAUGCUUUGCCGAAAGUUUCAGUUCAUAUGCAGGACUCUUGUUCAAGAUGCAGAACAACAUUCUGUUAAGAGCUCUAGAAUUGAUCUUGCAGCUGAUAAAAUAAUAAGAACAUUGCCCGGCUAUACCAAACAUGGGGCUAUUAUGGGUGAAGUCCCUGGUGUUGAAAUUGGCGAUGAAUUUCUGUACAGAGUAGAGUUGGCCCUUGUUGGUCUCCACCGCCCAUACCAAGGAGGCAUUGACACCAUGAAGGAUCACAAUGAUACGCUUAUUGCCAUAAGCAUUGUUGCUUCUGGAGGUUACCCUGAUGAAUUGUCGAGCUCAGGUGAAGUAAUAUACACUGGCUCCGGAGGAAAGCCUGCUGGGAAGAAGGAGAAUGAGGAUCAAAAGCUUGUGCGCGGGAACUUGGCCCUAAAGAAUUGUAUCAAAACAAAGACGCCUGUCCGUGUAAUUCACGGUUUUAAAGGUCCAAAUAGAGAGGAAGGCAGCCAUUCAAAGGCCAAAGAAGUCUCAACAUUUACUUAUGACGGUCUCUAUAACGUGGUGGAUUCCUGGCUAGAAGGUCCGCCAGGUUCGAGGGUCUUCAAGUACAGGUUACAAAGGAUUCCUGGACAACCAGAAUUACCUCUGCAUGUUGCUAAAGGGCUGAGAAAGUCUAUAGUGCGUCCAGGCAUCUGCAUAGCUGAUAUAUCGCAAGGAAAGGAGAAGACUCCCAUCUGUGUGAUCAAUAAUAUUGACAAUGCACGUCCAACACCUUUUAAAUAUAUCACUAGAAAUAGAGGUCCAUCCUUGACUGCAAACAGAAGUCAGGGUUGUGACUGCACCGAUGGCUGCUCGGAUUCUGCUAACUGCACUUGUAUUGUGAAGAAUGGAGGAGAAAUCCCAUUCAACUUCAACGGCGCAGUUGUCCAUGCAAAGCCUCUCAUAUUUGAGUGUGGUCCAUCCUGUAAGUGUCCUCCUUCAUGCCACAACAGGGUCAGUCAGCUUGGUAUGAAAAUACCACUGGAAGUAUUCAGGACAGCCAAGACAGGAUGGGGUGUAAGAUCCCUAAGGUCUAUCCCUGCUGGAAGCUUUAUAUGCGAGUAUGUGGGUGAGCUGUUACAUGGCCAGGAAGCUAACCAGAUAAGUAAUGACGAAUACUUGUUUGAUAUAGGACAGAACUAUGAUAUCUGGAAAGAUAUGCCAUCAGCUAUUCCAGGUUUGAAUCCUUCUGGCGCUCGCUCUCUGACCAUGGAAGAUGAUGAGGGCUUCACAAUAGAUGCAGCUGAGUAUGGAAAUAUUGGAAGGUUCAUCAACCAUAGCUGUUCCCCUAACCUCUACGCACAGAAUGUUCUCUGGGACCAUGAUGACAAAAGAGUGCCCCAUAUCAUGUUCUUUGCCGAUGAGAAUAUUUCACCGCUGCAGGAGCUGACUUAUGACUAUAACUACGAGAUAGGUCAUGUCCAUGAUGUGAAUGGCGUUGUCAAAGUUAAAUAUUGCCAUUGUGGUUCUGCACAGUGCCGUGGCAGACUGUAUUGAGGAAUGGAUGACUGCCAGUACUAGGAGUUUUACAUUCUUUUCAUUGGAACCCUGGCAAAUAAUGUGUAGAUAAUGUGAAGUGUUCAUAUGGUUAAAAUGGGUAGCGAUUCGGUUAUUCUGUUGUCCAACUACUACAGUACCUCCAGCGCAUCUUCAGGGAACAAUGUUGUAGGAAAUUGGUGGCCAUAAACUAGGGAGAACAUGUUGUCAUUCUAUGUAUACCAAAGGUUUGAAGCUGUCAGAGGUAGUGCAGGAUUACUUUUCAGUGCAUCAGAAUUGUCUGCACAUUUGAC